Microthlaspi erraticum is the source of this 822-nucleotide messenger RNA. Lineage: Eukaryota; Viridiplantae; Streptophyta; Magnoliopsida; Brassicales; Brassicaceae. The record is from the annotation of a GenBank genome assembly.
AUGUGUGUCGACUACAGGAAACUGAACUCCUCUACGCGCAAGGACCACUACCCCUUGCCAUUCAUAGACCAGAUGCUUGAGCGCCUUGCCAAUCAUCAAUACUACUGUUUCUUGGAUGGAUACUCAGGAUUUUUCCAAAUUCCAAUCCACCCAGAUGAUCAGGAGAAGACUACAUUCACUUGUCCCUAUGGCACAUAUGCUUAUAGGAGAAUGCCUUUUGGAUUGUGCAAUGCUCCAGCUACAUUCCAAAGGAGGUUCAUUAAAGAUUUCUCACAGAUAGCAAGGCCGCUAACACGCCUACUAUGCAAGGAUAUUAACUUUGAGUUCACAGAGGAGUGUCACAAGGCUUUCACUAAGAUCAAAGAUGCAUUGGUCAGUGCGCCAGUGGUUCAACCUCCAAACUGGGAACUACCUUUUGAGAUAAUGUGUGAUGCAAGUGAUUAUGCAGUAGGAGCAGUGCUUGGACAAAGAAAAGACAAGAAGCUACAUGUGAUCUACUAUGCCAGCAGAACACUUGAUGAGGCACAAUGCAACAUUAAGGUAUCUCUUAUCAAGAAAGAUGCCAAGCCAAGAUUGUUGAGAUGGAUACUAUUGCAAGAAUUUGAUCUUGAGAUCAAGGAUAGAAGAGGAGCAGAUAAUGGAGUAGCUGAUCACCUUUCAAGGAUGAGAGUUGAAGAAAACCUACCCCUUGAUGAUAGGCUACCUGAAGAAACAGUUUAUGCAGCUGAAGCAAUCAUAAGCAUACCAUCACAGGCCAGGAACAAAGAUCUCAUCAUCAAACACACCAUGGUUUCGCCACAUAGCAAACUUCCUUGCAGCUGA